Messenger RNA from Spirometra erinaceieuropaei, 11903 nucleotides. The record is from the annotation of a GenBank genome assembly. Lineage: Eukaryota; Metazoa; Platyhelminthes; Cestoda; Diphyllobothriidea; Diphyllobothriidae.
AUGUACGAAGCCAACCGCAUCGUCGCCGCCAAAGCGAAACGCGAAGCCCGCAAAUCACAACUUCGCACAGUCCGCAACGCUGACGCACAACCGCAACCUACGUGUCCUCGAUGUCAACGGACUUUGCGCGCUCGAAUCGGACUUGUUGGUCAUAUUCGGAUCAAAUGCGCGCAUCGAACUUCACCAAAUAUCUUACCACAGCUCGCCUCUUCCUCCUCCUCCUCUCCGCCAUCAACUUAAUCUGACCAUUCUUCUGAACUACCACUUCCAUCAUCAUCAUCAUCAUCAUCAUCCUCCUCCUCCUCCCCCUCCUCCUUCACUGCCUCUCAGGCGGCCGUCUCGCACAUCACCAACCCCGGCACAUCAACAGAUACCACCCCCAACUCAUCCGACUCCAGCGAUGAGGAUCAGCACUACACCUGCCCUCACUGCGACCGCACCUUCACCUCACGCAUCGGCCUGGUCGGUCACUUGCGAAUCCAUCGCACAGAGACUGGCGAACUAGUGCCUGGAGCACCAACCUAUACCCACCGCACUCACCUCCACUGUCUACACUGCCCUCGCACCUUCCGGCAUCGCAAGGGCCUAUUCGGCCACAUGAUCAUCCACGACGACCUGCGGUAGACAACCUCCGGCCACACCGAACAUUCACUCACUCCCUACCCCCCAACACCACCAUCACCCCAUAACACAUCAACACUCCCACACCUCAUGCACCCGACUGCCACCUCCCACGCAAGUGGUAAGUGUGCAUCUCGACUCGGUCCUCAUGCGGCUUCGGCUCCAGGGGUGACUUGAGUCCGAGAAUUUCCCGACACGUCAAGCGUCGUGGAUAGGAAGGUUGCUGACUGACGCCCGCUCUCGGUCCACGCAGUUCGUUGCGUCGUGUGUGUUCUGUGUGUAGUGGCGGACUCCUGGGCUGGGGACGGGCUGAAACAGCACCUUCCACGGCCCUCUCCCGCAAGUGGGAGACACGCCGUUCAACCCAUCCUUGUUUGAAAUCCUGGUGCUUGUGUGUAUGGGGUGGGGGGGGGGGGGGGCAGGCCGUGCUGUGGCGCGCGCAGGCAUGGUCAGUCGACCGUGUCAGCCACCGCGCCCAUCUCCCACUCCUGUCUGCUGACCGGCUUGGACAGCGGCUGGGGUGUGGGGAUGGGAAGGGCGAGUGAGCUCGACGACUCAGCGCAUUUUCCUCACUAUAAACAAUCUGAAGCGCUUGAAGCUAUCACGGUACGCUAAAAGCCGUGACUUGGAUGGUUGCCAACUGACUGGGUAACUUGGACCUCCUUCUUGACUGAAGGCGGUCUGAGAGUCAGGCUGCAAUGGCUCCUUCUUAGUUUUGCUUUUAUGGCCCUCCUACCACUGUGUGGGAUCCGAGCCAGGCGUUGGCUGCACGUCUAGGUGCGGCUUCGUUCGUGCCAGCCUCCAAAUCUCCGUUGUGCUUGUGAAAAUCCUGGUUAUUCCUGUGUGGAUCAGGGGGUAUGGUGGAACGCCAAGGUGAGGAUCCUUCCUAGCCAUCCACCUGCGGCCUCCCCCGUCUCCGGUCUUCUUGACUCUCUUUUGACACCGGACUCGGGCGAGGCAGGAGGAGAGAGUGUGGGUAGAUGCUACGCAAGUCUACCGGUACCAUAAACUCCUUCGUAUGUCACCGUCCCUGCUCCCACCUGCUGUGGGGCACACGGUGGACAUCACCGAAAUCGAUGGUCGAACUGUCGUGUGUGUGUGUGUGUAUGUGUGAAGAUGUUGUUUCAGCUCCCAAAAAAUUGCUGGUUUAUCGAAAUGGUACAAUUAGUCAGGCGUACAGGCGAUUGAUCGAAAUCCGUCCGACCUUCAGUUAUCCCAUCUUUUCCUUUCGUCGCCUCAUGUGCGCUGUAGAAUGUCGCAUUACAUCAUUGUUUACGUGUUCACUCCUAACUACUGAUUUGAGGAUAAGACCCAGGAGCUUUUCCAUAAGCAUGUCUAAUUAGGCAUGCGAAAGAAAAACACCAGUUUUUAUAAACGCUCGAGAAUGGAGAGCGGUGGGUCUGCGCUGUGGUAACCGGAGUCACAACGACAUGUAUUUUGCGAACACUAAGGCAUGCCUUGUCCAACAACCACAUCUUCAGCAUACUUAACCAAAAUACAGUCAUUAUGAGAUCGUCGGUCAGGCCUUCUGCCGACUGCAGCCCUCCAUGUGGAUUCGCCACGCCCCACAUGUGAUCACCAAGCUGAUGAUGUGCAAUGCUGUCGUCUUGACGACACGUCUGCACGGGACGGAGACCUGGACGGUUUACUUCAUUCAUUCCCUUGAAUUUGACCACUUUCCUCUCAGCUGUCUUCGCAGCAAAUUGAAGGUGGAAUGGCAGCACACUAUCCCGGACGCGGAAGUCCGGAAGUGCUGGAGAAUCGGUAGUCGUCCUUCAUCAAAAAAUGAACACUUCUUAUUAACAAAUUCCGCAUGCCUUGUGUGUCAGUCGAGAUAAGCAAAAACGCUUGAAUGCUUUUAAGAUUUAACUAGCUUAGGCAGGAUAAUAAUAAUAACCGUUUCCCACAAAAAACAUAUAGUCAGUUAAAAAUUGGUCAUCAACGAGUUUGAUUAGGGGGUAGAAGUUAAAGCGUUAUAUAGACAUAUUAGUCUAACUGUCAUCGUCGAAUUUAUAAGGAGGCCGAUUUGAUUUCCAGACACACAGGCAAGAUCUGUGCUUAAUCGUCGGGUGGCUCGUUGAUUAAGAGCAGUUCGUUAUUAGAGGCAGUGGGUAUAAUGUUUUUAAAACGAAUUUUUUUGACUGAUCAUAUUUCAUAGAUAUGUUUAGCGCAUGACAGAAAAAGGCAAUAAAUCAGGGAGAGUCAACGCGUACAUGCUUUAGCGUUUACAAAUUAUGUAUUAUUUAAAAAAAGUUUCCAUUGAAUAUAUGGUUGUCCAAAUGCAAUUCUGAUGAAGAAUGUGAACAGGAUAUCUGGAGUGGGGUUUGCGGUUCUAUACCUCAGCGUUCUAAUACUUCACUCGAUGAAGCGUGUGGAGGCAAAUUUCACAUCGAGCCUGGCGAAGUUAAUUCACUGCCAACUUGACGUACCCCUAAUAGCAUCCAACUUGAAUUUAAAUGCUCGAUAAGUGCACAAAGAAGCAAACGAAGUUUAUGUUCGGGGGGAUGUUAUUUCUAUCCUAAACGCUAAUUCAUAUUUAAGUUCUUCAGAACCACCUAGGCAGUUUAAAGAUAACUGUAUUGAUGCAAGAACUCGUUGGAAGUUAAAAGUGAAUUUCGCUUAAGACUCUGCAUGACCAUACAACGAGGCGGCAAAAUGAAACCUUAAGGCAUUUGGAAUUGUCUACGUUUGUGCUAAAUGCCAUAACAUGUAAGAUGAAAUAUUGAAAUGUGCUCUCCACAAGAAGGCGUAACCUACGCUGCUUUGGAAAAGUGAAUAAUGGCUUUGAAUGGCUUCCUUUCGGGCCGCCUACAAAAUUGUAUUUGAUAAACUGGUUAGGUUUCACCAGCAUGAAAUUCAAAAUGCAUUUUUGUCAUAUUCCUUAUAUUUACUCGACAUAGGAGAGUUCAUCAGUGCUUUAUCCUCACGUGGCCAUAUCAAACAAUGCACAUAUUUAGUAUGCGAGCAACGUAUAUAUGAUCCUUUUUUAAGUUGAGCACACUCAGCUGGGUCAAGGGGUAUUACGAACAGGGUAGCACAGAAACGGAUCCACACCCACUGCAGAGACACAUCAACAAGUAAAAAGCCUUUCUAUAUCAGCUGAACAGCCAGACACAAUGUUAUGUCUGUUUAAUUUAUCUGACGAACAUGCAUAUCGACUUCAUUGAGGCACAUACAAUACACAGUCCUGAUCACAAUUUACUAUAUUAAUUGUCCUUAACCAGAGCAUUCAUGAAUUAGCGAAACUUGCGUGCGAUAUAAUCACAGUUAAAAAUAACUACAGAACACAAAAUGGAGUCUGCGAGACUGAUUUUGAUACCUCUGUAUAAUUGUGCCUAGCACCUACGAACAAGGUAGCACUGAAAUGGAUCCACAGCAGAGCAUGCAGAAGUUAUUUUACUCCCCAAAAGUGGACUGUACCUAACCAAAUAUUUGCUGGGAUCAGAGCUGAUUCCUAUCUUCGACUUCGGAUCCUAUUAAAUAAUAUUUUUCGCCUGACAACCAUUUCAAUUUAAGCGAAUGUCUGAAAGCGCCCGGCAGAUAGCUGGUGUCGAGUUUUUCAUGCUGUAACUGUGAAUAUCGGGCAUUUUUGAAUAGCAUGUAAAAGUGUCCUUAGCGGGAAUAUGAAACCUGAUAGGCAGGCGAAAACGGAAAUUAUGUGUUCUGUCCGGGCCAACCUCUAAAUAAAUUCCAACAUACAUUUAAUGUUUAUAGUAAAUAGAAAGAUUCGAAAUAUUUGCUGUUGAAAUAUUUGCUGUGUAUAUAAAAUCUUACAUCCUACUGCGUCUAUGGACUGCUCGAAAAAACCUUGUUUCUACGUGUAGCACACUUGAAAUUGGAGAAUUAAAAAAAUAUUCAUCGACCAAUCCCACUAAACGUUAACCGAAAUGAUGAAAAUAAAAUUUUAAUUAGGAAUUACUGCUUAAAUGAAGCUAAGUAAUACGCAAUGCAAUCCCAUGGUACCUCAGUCACAGUAUGGUAUUGCUUGAAACCCAUUCCUUAAUGACCGCAUGCGCAUUUCUGCCUAAUUUUGAUACUCUGGAACGUCUGGAAUCCAACAAAUCUGACACAGUUAUUUGACUGCCCAAGCAGGGAGGCCUAAGCGAUUCACCAGGAAUCCACCAGAUGACUACCAUGCUCACGUAAUUCAUUGAUAUUUUGGCAGAUUUUAAAUAAUUCCUAUUGACCCAACUGUGCAAAACGCAGCGCCUCGGUGGGAUUCGCACCCAGGCAGUAAGAGGACGGCUGUAGUACAGCCAACGCUCAAACCACUUGCGCUACGAGGCCCCGCCGGACGACGAGAGUUUAAUCACGUUUGGGUUGAGAAACACACCCUUGUGAUUACUGCUAUGUUUCAUGUAGAAUCGCCCAUAAAUCAGUAUUCUUUGUGUUCAUUUCGCACUUGCUUGCAUUAAUUGAUCGCCUUUGUCUUCAUUGGCGUUUGCAACUAUUGUAAACAACAUGGACUCUGCUUUCCAUGUAGGAAAAAGUAAACAACAUAUCCUUUGCGUCUCAUAUAUUUUACCACGGGUUUGCGUUAUGCCACUUCUUAAUGAAAAUUCCCUGGAGUGCUGGAGUGAUUGGUGAUUUUGCUUGAGGUAGAAACAGUUAAAUAAACUGGAUUGAGAUAUGCAAGGUAAUUAGAGAGAGAAAUUUGCUUUAUUUUGAUAAGAUAAAUCCAAACUAUCAGCAAAAAAUUGACAAUGAAUUACGUGAGCCUAGUAGUAAUCUGGUGGAUUCUAGGUGAAAUACGUAGGAAAUCCUGCUUGGGCAGUCAACCUACUGUAUCAGAUUUGGUGGAUUCCAGACGUUGCAGUAGGUUGGGCGGGUAACUUGACCCAAGUGUGAUAAAACUCGCAUCGUCCGGCGGGGCCUCGCAGCUCAGGUGGUUAGAACGUUGGCUGUGCUAAAGCCUUCCCCUUUACUGCGUGGGUUCGAAUCCCACCGAGGCGCCGAGUUUUUCACAGUUGGGUCAAUAUGAAUUAUUCAAAAUCUGCCAAAAUAUCAAUGAAAAUCAUAAAGUAUUCAGCGAGAUGUGGAGGCCGAUCUAAGACUUAACGUAAUUCAUAACGAUGGAGAUGUGUAAAUUAAUUUAACGGAAGAAGAGUUCUCUCUAUAAACAGCAAAUUGCAUGUUAAAGAUCCUAAGCCAUUCUUCCCAAUCAAACACCCACUUAACACAUCAUGGGAUUGGUCGUGAUUAAUGAUUUGUGCAGUAUGCCGACUAGUCCUUUUCCAUCCAGGGUUGCUGAAGCCACAGCGACCUACUGUAAUACGACACAAUGCUCCCAUGUGUCACUUCCGCUUGUUAUGCUCGCCGACCUGCAAUUACGCGUCAAUGAAACCAAUGAUAUCUUUUAACGCACAAGGGUUACUAUAUGUGGUCUUUUGAGAACAUUGUUUUUGAAUGGAACUUUCGAUGUCAGUGGCAGUAACACCACUGUCGUUAUCGAUAAUCGCUACCGGAGAAACAGUGCCUGCCAGAAAUCCUUCAAAGUACAUGGCCGGGUGUGAUGCUGUUCAUUUCCAGUCAUUGUAAGAGAUUUACUGUUAUGGCAAUAGGCGAGCAUGCGCUUUCAGUUUUCACUGACUACCAAAUAAACGCGGGCCUUAAUACAACUGAUUAAUUUGGCUAUGAUUCCUCUAGCCUUUGGACUUAGGAAAUUAUGCUGGCCUACAGCAUGUCAAUCAAAUUAUGUAUUCAAGUGUACGAACUGUGGCAAAAUACACAUCGGCCUGGCGAUCAGCCCACGUCUUCUGUGUGUGAGUGCAGAUGUGGUUUCAGCUCCCGGCAGAACUGCCGGUUUAUCCAGCUGGUGCAAUGCAUAAGACGUCCAGGCGAUUGGCCGAAAUCCCUCCGACCGUGAGCAUUUCCAUCCUUUUCCUUCGUCACCUACAACUCGCUGUAGAAUGUCGCAAUACAUCAUUUGCUACGUCUUCACUAUGAAAUACUGGUUGGUUAAAUAGAUCUGUGAGCACAGCUGGAGGGGUGGCCAACGAGACAUGCGCAAUGAACACGAGAGUUUUUGAAAACUUUCGGGGAUGAAGAGCGGUGCGUCCGCGCUGUUGCAACCGGAGUCAAAACGACAUGCAUUUUGCGCACAUGAAAGUACUUGGCAUGCCUUGUCGAUAUGCAUUCAAAAGCUAGCUUUUGUCAGAUUGUUGGACAUUCAAUACACAUAAUUCAUCAGAAAUAAGCACAUCUUAGUUUCAUACACAUUCAUCCAAAAACUAGGUAUUGUCAGAAUGAUGGAGAAUCAAUAAACAUUAGCAUGCCUUGAUAAUCGACGUCCUAAAUCUUGUCUGUUGAAAAGGCCUACACAAUGUAAUUAAAUGGUCAAAUCUGCUCCCUUUGUGACGCAUGCACCGUGAUGGUAUUAAGGAUGUCUUCGACCCGAGAAAAACCGAAACGCCGAAAGGCCUUUAAGCUAUAACCGGCCUACGUGGGAGGAUAAUAACUGUUUCCCACUAAAAGUUAAUAAGCAAACGAGGAUGAUAAGACCGACAGUUAGGGGGUUAUAUAGGCAUACUUGUCCAACCGUAAACAUGGAGUUGAUACGGAGGCUGCAUGCAAUUCCCGGCCUUUGACACAUUGGCAAGCGAUUCGCAUAUUGUUGUCUACGAUGGGUGAGAAUAACCCAUUCGGCAUUUAUUACAAUUCUUGUAUACUAACUCAUGGAAGGCCACAGGUGAUCUAAAUUUGGAUCUGCUUUUGCAUACUCCAGCACGCCAAUACUCCACCCAACGGGGCCUGCCGCGGCGUCUUUCAUGCUGUCUCUGACGAAAGUACUUUAUUGCCACCUUGACUCAGCACCGAUGUCCACUUGCGUAUGCCAAUCCAAAAUAUCGUUCAUCAAAUCUCCACUUUUCUCACACUCGAUGCCCUGUUCCAACUGACUAUGAAAGGCAAAAGUGUAUUCUGCUUUAACCGCUGAAUUGGCGAAAAACGCAGCGAAUAAAUAAAACUCUAGAUCAGUUGGAAUUUUUGUAAUUCUGUGACAGAUAUCAUAAAAUGCAAGCCGAAAUAUAUGUCUCAACAUGAAGUAUAAGGUAAGAUGCGUUUCUAGAGAUAAACCACACGGUCUAUUGGAUCUGCUUAAUUAACUGACUAGUUUAGCACCCAGUCCAUGAAUAACGAAAAUCUGACUUUCGCUUAGGCAGACAGCGUUGCCAGACGCAAAAAAAUAUAAAGCGGAAUGUGAGAUGAACGGUAGGAUUCAGCCUUGAUCUCAGCAGAGAUUUGGUUAGCAACAGUCCACUUUUGGGGAGUUAAAAGACAUACGAGUUGCUGAAGGGAAUCAGGUUAUAAGAAAGUUUAUUUUUAAAGAACUAAUAUGCGUUUGGAUUUUGAGAAUUCCAAUUAGCGAAUCCACGUGAUUCCAUGUCCUCGUUUUGCCGUAAUUUCGCGAUUAAACAAUGCUCCGUUUGAAUGAACAAAAAGUGCUUCGCUAUUUCAACACCAAGAUGUGUACCAACGGAUGUCAUAGUCAGAUUUGGACAUGUAAUAUAUUGCUUUUCUUGUAGUUUGAUUUGUGCAUAUGCGUGAUUUAGAAAUGUAGCGAAGAAACUAUUAAAAAUAUUAACGAAAUACCAUUAUCUAUUUGCUGAAUUUAUUGUGUGCUUGUGACCGUAGAGCAAGAGACACAUGUGGACAAGGAUAGCCAAAACGGCCGAAACAGAGAGAAAGACGCAUGAACUAAGGUUUGCUAGAGAACAAUAUCAGUGCGUCUAUGCGACGUGAAAGAAGCGACCGAAUGCCAAAUUUUGUCUCCAACUCACCGCGUAGGAUUGUGGAGUACACAGAAACCCAUCAGCUGAAUGCAGUCAUAAGUCACAGCGUAAAAAGGGAAUCUCGUAAGGAAUGCUCCCUGUAGAAUAAAAAAGCAUAAACGUUGUCGGCUUUCGUUGUGGAUGUCUAUUUCAUUCGACCAUAAGGUUUCCUGUUUGGGUAAGUCUUUCUAUGUUACCCAAAUGACUAUCUAGGUGAAAGAGAACAUCCAAACACUCGCAUUUACGACGCAUGUCUACAAAAGGCAUCGUGUGUAAAAAUGCUUAGCAAAUACAAGAUCGGCUUUUGUGGGCAAUCAAUAAAAUGAACCGGAAGUCAUGACGUGCUAAGCGAUAACUCGAAGCCGAUCUGAAACUAGAGGUAUAGUAUGACAAACGAAAAGGGCAAAUUAAUUCCACAUAAGACAGUUCAUUUUGCAUAAUAAAGGAUCAUUUUCAUGCAACAUCUUUCCACAAUUCGAAGAAUAACCCUUACAGGCUAUUCACGACAUACACAUUUGGUCUACAAUUAUUGUACUACGACCCGUGUAGAACCUUUUCAUUAGAUUCGCAUGACCGAGAUAAUUUCUUUCUAUGGCAAGUUCUAGGUAGCGUAUAUUCUGCAAUACUGGCAGAAAACUAUAUAUUUACAGGGCAGCCGUCCCUAACGAAUGUCACGCAUCCUCGUCAAGACGCCUUCAAAACUGCACAGGAUAUAUUGUGCCGAGGUACCAGACUAAUUGACUUUACGUAAUCCCGACAGGUUUCGCAUAUUGCAGUGUUGGUUUUGACGUAACGGACACAGCACUGAAAGUUACUUCAGUCUUCUACACUAAGGAUGUUGAAUACACUAAAUAUCGAUUUUGUUCACCUGCCGGCUUUCCAUACUUCAUGAGUACUUCGCGUGAACUUUAGUCUCUUCUCUACUGGCAACUCCAGCGCCAUCUCCGAAUGUAUUCCAUUUUUCCAUCAUAUUGAAUAAUAUUUCUUGUCCGGAACGUACUAGUGAAUUUUUGUUUAAUUUAAGCCUACCUUUCUGAAGAACGUCUUCGAUAUUUUGCCCUCUGUACUUUACUCAUUAUACUUCAUUCCACGCAAAUAUCCAUUGUCCCGAGCAGUCCCUACUUGUCCUUAAUGUUAGCUUUCCAGGAUUCUGGUAAUUUGCUUCCGAACAGUUUUUGAUCCGAAUUGAAUCAGGCUUUUAACCUGAUAACUUUACACAGGAGAUGGCGAAAUACCACAAAAUUAUAUAACUUUUACCGCUAGCGUUAUCUCGUAAGUCACCCUGCAGACGCCCCAUUUUUCACGCGGAGGACGGAAAUCCUUUGACUCAAUGCCGUAUCUGAUUGACAGCCUACUACCUGUUGGCCACGUUGGGGAUCACUAGCUAAUCGAAAAUCCACAGAACUUCUUCGAUGAAUGUGUUCUCUCCUAGGAGACAAGCACAUUGACGAGGAACUCCUCAAGGAUAUGAUUUCGGAGCGUCUACCUUCAUAUGUUCAAACAAUGUUGGUGUUUGGUCCUCAACAUCUCACGUUUGCACAGCUGGCUGAAAUGACUGGACGGUUCCGAUUGUUUUCUGUCGCCCAUAUCUCCACAUUCUCAGCUGUCAGUUAUGAAGGAGCAGUUAUUGAAGCAGAUUUCGACCAUGGCGAAUGAGGUGGCCAUCAUUAAACUGCAGUUUGCUCUCCAUUCUUCCAUUCGCUCAGACGGCCGAUUUCGCCGUCCUUCACAAACUCGAACAGCCAAAAUUUGCUGUUAUGAUACUUUUUGCCACAAAGACGCACUACUGUUCCUUUUCUAUAAUCUCAAGUCCAAACAGGGAAACCAGUAUGUCAGAUAAUAGACGCGGCUGUUUGCUUCAGAUCUGGUUGCACCUUCUAUGUCUACGACAGUGUUUGACUCACUGGCGUUUCCCUGUGGACGACGUAGCCAAUAUCAGCCUUGUCUCUCGCUAUCUAGUUGACGUCGAUGUUGCAGCCCAAAGAUUUACAGAGCUGCAUCAAAUUUUUCCGAGGUACUUAUGCAGCGUCUGUUGCCUACCGGAAUAGGCGGUUUUAAACAAACCGGUUCUGUGAGCACAGACGAAUAUCACACAGGUGCCACGUAUGUCAUGGUCAAUAUCACUGACUGAGCCACUCGCAUAUAAUUACCCAUUACAAUACCCGUCAUCCCCCUCUCGCUGACUGCAAUUUCGUUGUUUCUCUACCAUCCACUCACAUCAAAUAACAAACUUGAGCUACCGCAUAAUCACCUGAUUGCUCUUAUAUUUCUAUUCAUUAUUUCAAUAGCGAUAUAUCAUGCACAGGCCCGAGGAUGAUUUAUUGAUUGCAAUCGCGUGAACGCCAAAUUGAGGGGGACUCGAUGCGUGCUAAAACAUUAUCUCACACAGUACCUAAUCGAAUAUCGAAAUGAAUCGUGCAAUUUUCUGCACUGCAUGUCAGCCUACUCAAACAGUCAUUUGAUGCAUUGCAGGCAUAAGUGCUCUGUCCUGUGUUACUGUCUUGAAUGUUCACCGAACCACCCCAUCGACAUCAGCUUUGGCAAAAAGCAUUCAAUCACAUGCGCCUCGAGGCUAAAGUACGCCCAUGACAAAGAUAGAACAUCAACCAUCAAUGUACUCCACGCCCUCGUCGAAUGAAGCAGGUAACCCAAUCAACUCCGUUUGAGGCAGUCCACGCAGAAAUCUAUAUAUGGAGUCAGAAUUGGCGUCUUCAUGAGCCACCACAUUCACCAGGCUUGAGGUGAGUUAGUACACGAGGCGUGCCAGUAGACUGUGUAAUGGUAGCGACAGCAUCGCCCAUAUGAACUUAAUUCACUUUUAUUACAAUGCCCUUUGUCGGUUUUAGAGCUGAAAUCUGCGUGAUGCUGAAAUUCCUGUCGAGCCUCCUUCUUAUCCUGCCCGUUGUCAUCUGCGGUAGAUUAUUAGACCUUUUGACUGCAAUUGUCUUGCAUUAGCUUCCCCUUCAAGAUAAAUAAGUAAAUGACUGUCUUUCCGCUCCCGUAGGUGAAAAAGACUUGACUGCUGAGACGACAACUGCACCUACUAGUGCUAGCGAAACCGUAAAGCCUCCUGAUUCUUCGGAGGGACCGAGCGAAAGUGAGGAUCAUAAAGAUCCUACCGAAGCCACAAACCCAACUGCGUCUCCAAGCCAACCGAACGAAAAUGAGGAUCAUAAAGAUCCUACCGAAGCCACAAACCCAACUGCGUCUCCAAGCCAACCGAACGACAAUGAGGAUCAUAAAGAUCCUACCGUAGCCACAAACCCAACUGCGUCUCCAAGCCAACCGAACGACAAUGAGGAUCAUAAAGAUCCUACCGUAGCCACAAACCCAACUGCGUCUCCAAGCCAACCGAACGACAAUGAGGAUCAUAAAGAUCCUACCGUAGCCACAAAACCAACUGUGUCUGCAGGCGGAUCGAGUGAAGCCACAACGACAUCUGGUGUCUCGGCGCUAUCCGUGGCACAGUGCUCCCUUCUGCCACUCCUGCUGGCCCUGUUUGCCAAGCUGUAA